GUUGUGCCUCUCCACCACCAGCAGGCUAUCCGCACACCGCUCUGCAAAGGAGCAACAGCCUGGCCCGUCACCAAACAGCACGCACCCUCUUUCAAACCGAAUCCCACAAAGAGAUCCCAAAAUUCGAGCGCAUAGCGCAUAGCGCCAAAGCAGCAAGAUGUCGGACAAACUCACCCGUAUUGCCAUCAUCAGCACUGACAAGUGCAAGCCCAAGAAAUGUAGACAAGAAUGCAAGAAAUCCUGUCCGGUUGUGCGAAGUGGACGUCUCUGUAUCGAGGUCACUCCAGAAUCAAAAAUCGCCUUUAUUUCGGAGAGUCUUUGCAUUGGAUGUGGUAUCUGCCCGAAGAAAUGUCCCUUCGGUGCCAUCAACAUCAUCAAUCUGCCAACAAAUCUUGAGUCCCAGAUCACCCAUCGAUACUCGGCCAACAGCUUCAAGCUCCAUCGAUUGCCCACCCCGCGCCCAGGACAGGUUUUGGGUCUGGUUGGUUCCAACGGUAUUGGAAAGAGUACGGCUCUUAAGAUCUUGAGCGGAAAGCUGAAACCCAAUUUGGGAAGAUAUGACAAUCCUCCAGACUGGCAAGAUGUGAUCAAGCACUUCCGUGGUUCUGAAUUGCAGAAUUACUUCACCAAAAUCCUCGAAGAUGACUUGAAGGCAAUCGUGAAGCCUCAGUAUGUCGACCGCAUUCCAAAGGCUGUCAGAGGCGCCGACAAGACCGUCCGAACUUUAAUUGAGGCAAACUCGAGUUUGGACAAUUUGGAUGAGGUACUAGACAUUCUUGAGUUGAACCACAUCAUGGACCGUGAUAUCAACCUUCUUUCUGGAGGAGAGCUCCAAAGAUUUGCCAUUGGAACUGUCUGUGUGCAGCAAGCUGAUGUCUACAUGUUCGACGAGCCUUCAUCCUACCUCGAUGUUAAGCAGCGAUUGAGCGCUGCCAAGGUCAUCCGAUCCCUUCUUCGACCAGACGACUACGUUAUUUGUGUUGAGCACGAUCUUUCGGUACUUGAUUAUCUGUCCGACUUCAUCUGUGUCCUCUACGGAAAGCCUGCAGUCUAUGGUGUUGUCACUCUUCCAGCCUCCGUCCGCGAAGGUAUCAACAUCUUCCUAGAUGGCAACAUUCCAACUGAAAACUUGCGUUUCAGGGAGGAGUCUCUCACUUUCCGAAUUGCUGAGGCAGCAGAUGAGUUUAUGGCUGACCGGUCCCGUGCUUUCACCUACCCCUCUAUGGAGAAGACCCUCGGGGGAUUCCACCUGGAGAUCAAGGAUGGUGACUUCACUGAUUCCGAGAUCAUUGUUAUGAUGGGCGAGAACGGAACUGGAAAGACCACUUUCUGUAAACUCCUCGCUGGUGCCAUUCAACCGGACGGCAACCAAAAAGUCCCAGGUAUGAAGGUCAGCAUGAAGCCUCAAAAGAUCACGCCAAAGUUUGAGGGUACGGUUCGACAACUGUUUUUCAAGAAGAUCAAGACCGCCUUCCUCCUGCCACAGUUUCAGACUGAUGUGGUCAAGCCGCUGAAGCUUGAUGAGUUCAUUGAUCAAGAAGUCAAGACACUCUCCGGUGGAGAAUUGCAACGCGUUGCUAUCGUCCUUGCUCUUGGUCUUCCGGCUGACAUCUACCUCAUCGAUGAGCCUUCAGCCUACCUAGAUUCCGAGCAGCGUAUCAUUGCGGCCCGGGUUAUCAAAAGGUUCAUCAUGCACUCCAAGAAGACAGCUUUCGUUGUUGAGCACGAUUUUAUCAUGGCUACCUAUCUUGCCGAUCGAGUUAUUGUCUUUGACGGUGCACCUGGAAUCAAUGCUCGUGCUAACACACCAGAGUCAUUGCUCACUGGUUGCAACAAGUUCUUGAAGAACCUUGACGUCACCUUCAGACGUGAUCCUACCAACUUCAGACCUCGUAUCAACAAGUUGAAUUCACAAUUGGACCAAGAGCAAAAGUUGAAUGGCAACUAUUUCUUCUUGGAGGACGAUGCAGCUACCAAGGAGCCGGCUGCUGCAGCAGCAAAAUCUAGUUGAAACCGGCAACUCAAAUGAACAAAUACUCCCUUCGAAUCAUGCAUUGCCAGGCGU
This is a messenger RNA of Cadophora gregata, 2065 nucleotides long. RefSeq names its product Fe-S cluster-binding ribosome biosynthesis protein (gene RLI1). The record is from RefSeq and is a predicted model, not a curated record. The transcript is spliced from 7 exons. NCBI's taxonomy places the organism in Eukaryota, Fungi, Ascomycota, Leotiomycetes, Helotiales, Ploettnerulaceae. Bases 158 to 2011 code for a protein of 617 amino acids. Gene Ontology annotation, biological process: ribosomal subunit export from nucleus; translational termination; translational initiation. Gene Ontology annotation, molecular function: ATP hydrolysis activity; iron ion binding; ATP binding.